AUGGCAACUCCAAGCCUGGAUCAACUCGUCAAAGGCUCUCCAGAUUCAAGUAAUCGUCUACGCUCGUCAUCCACUGCCUCGACUCAUACAUUAACACACCCGGGAUCUUCGGAGUCCCCAUCACCUUCACCUCCAUCCACCACCACCGAUCCGCUCUCCACUUUGCCCUCCUCUCCUCCCCAGAUCUACCUCAACCUGCUCAUUCUAGAAAGCUCCCUUCGAGCCCAGUACCUGGCCUUGCGAGAACGUCGUCGCCAAAAUACCUUUUUCCUCCUCCUACUUACGUCCUGGAUUGCCUAUUUUUCCUACGCGCUUUUCCUGCGCCCCCGUGAAGAUGGGCGCGGAGUCGGAGGGUCUGUAUACUGGGUUGUGGAAAUGUGGGAGAGGGUCGCGCUCCUCGGAGGUGUGGUGACAGCACUUCUGGUCUGGGGCACAGGACAAUGGGAGCGUGGUAUUCGCUGGCCCCGACGCUGGCUUGCCGUUGCGAAUCGCGGUCUACGAACCAUGAAUACCAAGAUCGUGGUCAUCCGUGGCCCGUGGUGGCAGGAACUCCUGUCCUACCUCUCCUUUCUCUUUCCUUUCACCCUCCCAUUUUCCCCCUCUGCUGUAGGGGAUUUCCACUACAUUGAGCGCCCCGCAUCUGAGAGGCGUGGGAGUCGGUCUUUUCAGCCAUACCACAAUGUGGAUCCAGAAUCGGGGCUUGUAGAAGAGGAUCUUAGCCCCGGGGGGGAUCAUAUCCGACUUCUCUUACUUCCAAAGCUGUUCUCGCCAGAGUUCCGAGGAAACUGGGAUGAUUACCGCACCGAGUUUUGGGACAAGGAAAACGAAAGACGCACCCAUCUUCGUCAAAAGUUGCGUGAUAGGGAACGCCAGCUCGCCCGGCAAGACGGUGGUUGGUUUUGGUGGGUUGGAUUUGGCUGGAAGGCAUCGCGACGUCGUCGACUUGCUGCAGCAACAAUUCACAAAUCUAUUGAAGGCGAGAAAGGUGCCCCCCAUCGUCAUCACCAGCACCAUCACCAGCACCCCAGCAUCUCCAAGCUAGCCCACGACUCAAAAUCCCCGCUUCGACGUUCUACGCGUUCCGAUUCGCUUUCUGGCACACCUUCCCGAAGUACAACCCCCAUCGAUACCGAUGAACGCCCACCAUCAAGAUCUUCCGCAAGCGGCCGUCCCCGUCGAGGCAGUUCCGCAACCUCGGGUUCUGAACAAAUGCAUCACAAGAAAAAGAGAGGGUCGAAAUCAAUCUCGCGCGGAUUAUCCCCCUUGACACAAGCCCAGAUCCGGGAAGGUGUGCGCACGGCGUCCUUUUCUUCAGAUGACUCUAUCUCUAUCUCGGGAUUUUCCAUAGACAAGGAAAGGGUAAAGGAGGAGGAUAUAGAACUUUGA
Molecule: messenger RNA, 1386 nt
Organism: Aspergillus ochraceoroseus IBT 24754
Lineage: Eukaryota; Fungi; Ascomycota; Eurotiomycetes; Eurotiales; Aspergillaceae
Product: Spo7-like protein
Exons: 1
Coding region: 1-1386 (461 amino acids)
Biological process (GO): nuclear envelope organization
Cellular component (GO): Nem1-Spo7 phosphatase complex
Molecular function (GO): phosphoprotein phosphatase activity; protein phosphatase regulator activity
Source: RefSeq, a predicted model, not a curated record